GUCUAUAGAUUUGUGGAGAGACAAUUAAGCGGCAAGGAAAAUGAUAUAAAAACUAUGUACAUGUUUUUUAUUUAGACUGUGUUUAGAAUAAUGUGUUGCGUCGCAUCCACUAAUAGCAUAUACGAUGUGACGUUCAACUCUCCACUCGUGGUUGAACCGAUACCCAUCCGCCCCAUCGCUGCUUCCAUUGACUUGUGUAAUUACAUUUGGUUGGAGUUAAUAUCCAAUUAUAAUGCCAAAUCGCCAAUUCAUUCGCGCGCCCUGUAAGAGUGGGCGAUCACAUCGGACCACCACAAGCAUCCGAUCCCUCCGCCACAAUUCCAUGGCCGAUUCUCCCCUGAAGAAACCAGAGCUCUUUGAACUCAACAAUGGAACCAUGCAGAUCAAGGUCUCCAACUAUGGCUGCACCAUCACCUCCUUGUCCGUACCCGACAAACAUGGAAACCUAGCUGAUGUUGUUCUCGGAUUCGACUCUCUAGAACCCUAUCAGAAUGGUGCUUCACCUUUCUUUGGCUGCAUCGUGGGUCGGGUUGCAAAUAGGAUCAAGGACGGAAAGUUUACACUUGAUGGGGUUCAAUACACUCUGCCCAUCAACAAGCCCCCAAAUAGCCUCCAUGGUGGAUUCAAGGGUUUUGAUAAGGUUGUUUGGGAUGUUGUUGAACAUAAACAGUGUGAAAAUCCAUCCAUCACUUUCAAGUAUCAUAGUCGUGAUGGCGAGGAAGGUUACCCAGGAGACGUUUCUGUAACUGCAACUUACACCCUUACUUCAAGCACAACAUUGAGACUUGACAUGGAGGCUAUUCCUGAAAACAAGCCCACUCCUAUCAGUUUAGCUCAGCACACUUACUGGAACUUAGCUGGUCACAACUCUGGAAACAUACUCGACCAUUCCAUUCAAAUACAUGCAUUGCACCUCACUCCUGUGGAUCAGAACACUAUUCCAACCGGCGAAAUCAUGCCAGUUAAAGGCACUGCGUUUGAUUUCACCAGUGAGAAUAAAAUCGGGAGCUUGAUCGAUGAUGUUGGCUUAGGUUAUGACCACAAUUAUGUGCUCGACUGUGGGGAUGAAAAGAUGGGCUUGAGACAUGCUGCAAAAGUGGGGGACCCGUCGAGCUCAAGGGUCCUAGACUUGUGGACCAAUGCCCCCGGUAUGCAAUUCUACACUGGUAACUAUGUGAAUGGGGUUGUGGGUAAAGGUGGAGCUGCAUAUGGAAAGCACUCUGGACUUUGUUUGGAGACACAGGGAUUUCCAAAUGCUAUCAAUCUGCCAAAUUUUCCAUCUGUGGUUGUUAAACCCGGGGAGACGUAUAAACAUAUCAUGUUAUUUGAGUUCUCAGUUAAGGUUUAGUCUUCUGAUUAAAUACUUGAAUUAGGUCUGCCUCUUCGGGUCUGUUUAUGCCUCAGGAUUUUUGGGCCAAAAAUAAUGUUGACAAAAACUUAAAAGUGUGGAUUCUAGAGAUGUUUUUCUUGUGGAUGAAAAUAUGUUUGUGGUGUUAGGAAUGCAUAAGAAUGAGAAAUUAUGUA
This is a messenger RNA of Rhododendron vialii, 1524 nucleotides long. RefSeq lists its product as uncharacterized. Gene Ontology annotation, molecular function: aldose 1-epimerase activity; carbohydrate binding. The record is from RefSeq and is a predicted model, not a curated record. NCBI's taxonomy places the organism in Eukaryota, Viridiplantae, Streptophyta, Magnoliopsida, Ericales, Ericaceae. The transcript has 6 exons. Gene Ontology annotation, biological process: glucose metabolic process; beta-D-galactose catabolic process via UDP-galactose, Leloir pathway. Bases 233 to 1348 code for a protein of 371 amino acids.